This is a messenger RNA of Aspergillus neoniger CBS 115656, 1110 nucleotides long. RefSeq names its product Zn(II)2Cys6 transcription factor domain-containing protein. The transcript is spliced from 2 exons. Gene Ontology annotation, biological process: regulation of transcription by RNA polymerase II. Gene Ontology annotation, molecular function: zinc ion binding; DNA-binding transcription activator activity, RNA polymerase II-specific. The coding region runs from base 1 to 1110 and encodes 369 amino acids. The record is from RefSeq and is a predicted model, not a curated record. Lineage: Eukaryota; Fungi; Ascomycota; Eurotiomycetes; Eurotiales; Aspergillaceae.
AUGGCUGUGACCAGUUGCGACGAACGAGGCCCGCCAUGCUCCAAUUGCAUUAGCCGGGAGCUGGCAUGUACUUACUUUAAGACCCCGGCAGCACGCAAGGAGACUACACUAUCGACAAGUCCUGCUCCUUUGCAGUCAAUAGUAGCACCCUCUGAGGCAACAUACCAUGCCAACCAGCCCGUCUCCCGCCAUGGGUCUUCACCGCCAAACUUUGCUUACCUGCGCGAGCUUGAGCUAAUGCACAAGUUUUCCACGGAGACGUAUCUGAGUUUAUGCAAUGAACCAACGGAUCACCAUGAAUGGCAGUAUGUCAUCCCUCGCAAAGCUUUGCAGCAUGACUUCCUCAUGAGCGGGAUACUAGCGGUGGCAUCUCUCCAUAUCGCGUCGACACUCGAUCCACCAGAAGCGCUUUCCUAUAUUGACACAGCUCUGGAGUAUCAUAAUCAUGCAUUUGCGCCUUUUCGUCAUGCGAUUGAUAACCUCACUCCAGCCAACUGUGACGCAGUCUUAGCUCACUCAGUAAUCACAACUGUUAUUGGUAUAAAGUUACCACAAUUGGCACGAGAAGAGAACCAAAGCAUGACCGAAAACAUAAUUGUCGUUUUCGAGUUGCUGCACGGAGUCAGUAAAAUCUUCACCAUCAGCCGUCCCUGGCUUCAAGGAAAGUUGUUUACUUCCCGGAAAGGCUUCUGGGAAAAUCAGCUUUCCAUACUAGACAGUGAAAUUGAGGCUGCGCUGGAUCGAUUAACGGCCUUGAACAAUGAUAUGCUUGCUCCUGACACAGCGGAUCAACACCACAUCAUCAAGAAUGCAAUAGCUCUUCUACGCCGUUGUUUCUGCAGAUACAACCAUGCCCGAGACGUGGCUUCCAUACUCGCAUGGGUCGCAACCGUUGAUAAGGAAUUCGUUCAUGCUCUGAGAUGCCGUCAACCUCUCGCGCUGCUAGUCCUCAUACACUGGGGUGUUCUGCUCCAGGAGCUUGAUGAAAAGGUGUGGUGGGCAAAGAAUUCCGGAACAGCUCUGGUUUCCGAGUUGCUGAAUGCCCUCCGUCCCUGCGACAUACGGUGGGAAGGUGCAUUGCAGUGGCCGAAACGUAAGAUAGGACUUUGA